Messenger RNA from Dicentrarchus labrax (European seabass), 6364 nucleotides. It is a transcript of the gene dennd6a, whose product is annotated as DENN/MADD domain containing 6Aa. NCBI's taxonomy places the organism in Eukaryota, Metazoa, Chordata, Actinopteri, Moronidae. The record is from RefSeq and is a predicted model, not a curated record. Gene Ontology annotation, molecular function: guanyl-nucleotide exchange factor activity. The transcript has 19 exons. Gene Ontology annotation, cellular component: recycling endosome. Bases 387 to 2204 code for a protein of 605 amino acids.
UAGCACCUCACAUGUUUUACUCACCACGACUAUAUUUUUAAUUUUAUAAUGUCUAACUCUUUCGUUUUUUACAUAUUAUUGGACAAAUCGGUCUCCCACAUUCUGCUUUACGGAGCCCUGUGAGGACGUGAAUACAACGCGGUGGCAGGGACGACCUUACGUGAUGACGUUCCACGUUUCGUCACCGCGUCGUACGUACGCUCUGCUGUGCUAUGCUACGCUGUGCUAGCUCAAGAGGCUACUUUUCUGCACCCGCCUGCUCGCCUCCUGUUGUUGUUGUUGUUGUUGUUGUUGUGACCUGAGGGACACUUACUAACUUAGUUAACUUAUUUACAAACCCGUUAACAUUCUCCGGAGCGCCUGAGUGACCGUGUCGGGCCGUCGCCAUGGCUCUGCAAGGCCCGGAGGAGCUCGGGGAGCAGGUCGAAGAGCCGGAGGAUCUGGACGACCAGGACGCUAGUAGCAUCUCUCCGGCCGAGGAGAUAACUCUUCCCCCCGGGCCUGGAGGCGACGAGGAGCCGGAGGAGGCUCUCCUGCUGCCCUGGGACCGCUUCUCCGCCUGGCUGCACUGCAUCUGCGUGGUGGGCUUCGACCUGGAGCUGGGACAGGCGGUGGAGGUUAUUUAUCCGCAUCAUUCCAAACUGUCAGAGAAAGAGAAAACCAGCAUCUGCUACCUUUCCUUUCCCGACUCCAACUCAGGUUGCCUUGGCGACACCCAGUUCUGCUUCCGCUUUCGUCAGGGUUCCAACAGGAAGUCGUCGCUCGGCUGCUUCCUGGAAACCACUGACAGGGACGCACCGCCCUGUCUGAAGAGGGAACAGGGCCAUUACUAUGGUUACGUGUACUUCCGUCAGGUGCGAGACAAAUCCCUGAAGAGAGGAUACUUCCAGAAGUCUCUGGUCCUGAUCAGUAAGCUGCCCUAUGUGACCUUCUUCCACUCCCUGUUGAAGAUCAUGGCUCCAGAAUACUUUGAGAAACAGGAGCCCUGUCUGGAGGCUGCUUGUAAUGACAUAGACCGCUGGCCGACGCCCCAUCCUGGACGAAUCCUCACGCUGCCUAUUAUGGGCGUGGUCAUUAAGGUUCGCAUCCCAACCUGUUACGACAAACCAGGAACCUCGCAGCUGGUCCAGUCUGCACAGAGUGACAGUCAGGUGUCCAUCGUGCUCCCAACCAUCCAUGAAGUCGACCUCUUCAGGUGUUUCUACCCGGUCUUCUUCCACAUCCAGAUGCUGUGGGAAUUGGUGUUGCUGGGGGAGGCACUCGUCGUCAUGGCGCCAUCGCCAGCGGAGUCGUCGGACACCGUGCUGGCGUUGGUCAGCUGUAUCUCUCCUCUGCGUUACUGCAGCGACUUCCGGCCGUACUUCACCAUCCACGACAGCGAGUUUAAGGAGUACACCACCAGGACGCAGGCUCCGCCCUCAGUCAUUCUGGGUGUGACCAAUCCCUUCUUUGCUAAAACCCUGCAGCACUGGCCGCACAUCAUCCGCAUCGGAGACAUGAAGCAAGCAGGAGAGAUGGCCAAGCAGAUGAAAGUCAAGAAACUGAAAAACCUCAAAACUCUGGAUUCUAAACCUGGUGUGUACACUGCAUAUAAGCCGUAUCUCAACAAGGAUGAAGAAAUCAUCAAACAGCUUCAGAAGGGUGUUCAACAGAAGAGACCCUCUGCAGCCCAAAAUGCAAUUCUUCGACGUUACUUCUUAGAACUGACACAAAGCUUCAUCAUUCCUCUGGAGCGGUACGUUGCCAGUCUGAUGCCUCUGCAGAAGUCCAUCAGUCCCUGGAAGAGUCCUCCUCAACUCCGACCGUUCAUCCAGCAGGACUUCAUGAAGACUCUGGAGAAAGCUGGACCUCAGCUCACGUCUAGACUGAAAGGAGACUGGAUAGGACUGUAUAGGAAUUUCCUCAAGUCUCCCAACUUUGACGGCUGGUUCCGCAACAGGAGGAGAGAGAUGACCCAGAAACUGGAGGCUCUGCACCUUGAGGCGCUGUGUGAGGAGGAUUUGCAAGAGAGAGUCCAGAAGCACUCUGAAGUGGAGACUGUUGAUCUGGUUCUGAAGCUGAAAGAUAAACUGAGUCAGGCGGAGAAGGAGCAGCUCCCAGUGCGUCCGGGGACUGUGGCCAAACUGAGGGCUCACAUUGAGGCCGUCAUCCUGGCCUUACCAGAGGACCUGCAGGGUAUCCUCCACAAGCCCUCCACACCCUGACCUUUAACCCCUCAAGUCUGCAACCCUAACCCCUGUUUGAGCUUGUUUUAAAGUUUGGGGGGUAGUGGGUUUCCUCCCAGUUGGCUCCCAAGUGGAGGGACCCAAGUUUACUCAGACUGGGUCCUAGUUUGAGAACCUGUUCUGGUCUAAUACGGAAACCACACAGCGCUGUUUUAUUUCCCUAAAUAUACAUCCCACUUUAGUUGUGUUUACUUUAUUCCCCCCCCCCUCAAACCGCUGCUGUGGCGGCUCAGUGGACCAUGUUCAUGUGGUGUUCAGACAACCAGCCAGAACCAGGCCGGAGCUGCCCGACGUGAACUCCUCUGAAGGAUUUUCAGAAGGUGAAACAGCAUUUUAAAGAACUGAGGAGAUAUUAUCAAGUACAGAAAGGAGCGCUUGAUGCACUUCUAGUUCACCACAGCUCCGUACCUUUGGUGGCCUGUGUGCAAAAAGGAUCCGUCAUCACAGUGGAGGUAAGAGAAGGAAGAUGAACCCAGCUGACCUUUGACCCUCAGCAUUUUUAACUCCUGAUGUUUUGUCAUUUUUAACCUUUUUUAACUUGACGAUGGACUCCCGCAGUCCGGCAGAACUGACUUUGGAGUUUUUCAUCCAUAUUUUUUUUUUUAAAAAGAAGUGCACUUCAUCGCUAACUGGACCAGUGUGCCCUUCACGCACACACACACACACACACACACUUAUGCAAACAAACUGAACCGAGCAGAGCCAAGCAGUGCUUUAUAAUUACAUUUUACUAACAUGUUAAAACACACAAUGCACAGAGCAUUAAGUACCAGCGACCCUGUAAUAACUGUCAAUGCAGUAAACGGCUCUUGUCUCGUGUGCUCAGGAGCCAGUCACAGCCCUGUAUCCAUGUCACAUGAUCUUUGUAUAUCCUGUCAUAACAGCCUGAGGAAAUAUUCCAAAUGUCCAGAAAUGUUGUCGUUAGUAUUGUAUUUCUCUGAAAACUGAAUCCUAAACGUUUUAUUUCAAGCUCCUCUGAGGGUUGAAGGAAAGUCUUGCUGGACUGUGAAUUUAUGGAAGCCUAUUUCUGCCAAGAAAGAGAAAAAGAAACCGAUAAACACUUAGAAAUGUUAACAAAUACUCACGGUAAAUCCAAAUUUUGGAGAUACUAAGACACUAAUUUAAUUUUUUUUGUCUCUUCAUGUAAAAGUAUGAGAUCCUAAGUUAAACGUUUGAAGUCAGUAUUAUUAAAUAAAAUAAAAAGUUUGACUUCUCGUUAAAAUUGUGACAAGUAAUAAUUGAUACUAGGUCAGAAUUACAAUCUGAUAGCUCUGACUUUUUUAUGUAAUCAUUUUAAAUUACCAUGAACAUUUUUAAUAUUUCAUUAGUUGUAGUUUUUCCUUCUUUUCCUGGUGGAGACGGGUUUUUAUAAUGAAACUUCUUUGAUAAACUUCAGCUCAGUGCAAUACUGCUUUCCUCCCUUCAUGGAAAGUUUUUACUGGGCAGCACUGACACAACAAAUGCAAUUUGGAAGUAUCUAUACUACUUUAUAACAUUUAAAUCACUAAAUCUUCUGAAUCCUCAAUGCAAAACUCAUCUAAUUUAAUUAAUUACGGUCCUAAGUCAUGUAAGAUUUACUUGUAAAGAAUAUAAUUUAUUUUGUGCUGUGCACCAGUUUGUAAGAAGAUGUUUUUAGCUCAAAUGGAGGAAGACUUAACUUCUGUAGUGGCUCGAACUGUAUAAACUUUGCAACUAAAACAUGAUUCAUACACACAGAUGAACCUGCACUCACACAGAACUCACUCUCUGACAUUUAUAUGUGGGACAGUAAAUAGUGGUUUACGCUUCGGACAUGUCACGUGACAUCAAUGCAGUUUAAAUCCACACAUGUUGAGAGACAGGGACAGAUUUAGUAAUCGGAUGAUGUGUGCGUCACUCAGCUGUGACUGGAUGUGUGAUCUUGUGGUAAGAAAACAGAGGAUGCUGGUUUUUAUUCCUCUGAAUGUAAACAAAGACAGAUGUUGGCCUGUGGUUGCUGUAGUAACAGUGUGUACUACUGCUGAUAACAGUUUAUAAUUGAGCCAUAAAGUCUUCACACUUUCUUCCCCAAAUCACCACCGUAGAAAUCGUUUAUAAUCGUUUGAGAGUGAUCACAUUUUUAGCUUUGCACUGUAAUAUAAAUGAGAAAGUUUAACUUGAUGAUCUUUUUCAUGCUUUUAAUGAAACUGGUUCAUUACGUUCCCGACUGCAGUGAAAGGUUGACGUAUUUAUAGAGAUUCAAAAUGAAAUGUCAAACAUUGCAAACCCCAUAAAUUUAUUUUUUUCAAGUCAUAAUUUUGAUUUAGGAAGUCAAAAUCUUUUACUAAUUCAUUAAGUCUUAAUUAUAAUUACAAUUAUUCAUUUAACAUACCAUUUUAUUUGAUUAUUUUGCAGACAGAAGUGUGCUUCCAUAGAUAAGUGAGUCCAAACUGUGAGAGAAAAGUCCUGCAACAACUCACAAAAUUCACCAGAAAUGUUUUCACCAGCGUGCUUUUAGUAAAGAUCCUUUUUAGAUGAUCAGCGGCUGCACGGUCAAACCUGCAUUUCUGAGAAAAUGGGAGACAAAAAGACGCCCAACACUACAGCCAGCAUUGUUUUAACUGAUAUUACACAGAUGGAGCAGCUUUUUGAUUUGUGUUAAAACAAUGCUGGAGCCUUAAGGGAAUGAGAGCAGAACCAAAGAUUGAACGAGUUAGUCGCAAUCUGAAUGAAUGACGACUGGUUCCUGUAAAGAUAAUGAGAGCGGCUCAAGGAUUAACGUUUUGUUCUUACACUAAAUUUAAUCUGCUGAAGAACCACUUCUGACAAAAACUGAACUCUUGACGACCAUCCCGCUCAGGAUCCUCUAUGUCGAAGUCUGUUUUAAAUUGUUUUUCUGAUGAACUGACGAGAGAGAGCUCAAACUUACAAACCUACACACAGAGUCCUUUUUAAAAUAUGAGAAACCCAACAAACUUACUUUCAUAAUCCACUUCAGAUUACAGGUCAUUAAGUGUCUCAGAGAACUUUAAACUUAAAUUUAAUAAACAAUUAAAGGUCCAGUGUGUAACAUUGAGGAGGAUCUAUUGGCAGAAACAGAAUAUAAUAUUCAUGUUUUCAUUAUUGUAUAAUAGCCUGAAUAUAUGAAUCAUUGUGUUUCUGUUGCCUCAGAAUGGCAUGUUGAACCGUUAUGUUUCUACACUAGCCCAGAACGGACAAACCAAACACUGCCUGUAGAUGGGGCCUUUUGCAGGUUUCUCGAGGCCACUGUAGUUUCACCUACACACUAGACUGAGCUGUAUUCAGAUUGUUGAAAUCUGCAACUUAACCACUAAAAUCCUGCACACUGGUCCUUUUUAAACAAAUGAGAAAAUAAUUGUUGUUUAUUAAAAGGAUCUUGAAGUUUAAAAGGCCAAAACUUGCAAAAACCGUUGGUCCUUUAAAAUAAAAAAUCAUUCAACUCAAAGCUUCUUUAGGCCCGAUUUUAUUUUAAUUCAUGAACAUUCCUGGACUCCUAACAGUGUAAAAAUUAAAACCACAUAUAGUGACAGCAAUAACAGCUUAACAGGUCAUUUCAUUUAUUGUGGUUAUUUGUAUUUUACAGAACGUAAAUUACUUUGAUUUUUUUUUUUUUUCUAAAACUAUAGUUAUUGGUUACACAUAACGGCACAUAGUUGUUUGAUGUUUGCUUUUUCAGAAUUUGACUUGUUUGAAUAUGUUAAAUGGCCCCUGUUGUCAAACUUUGUUGUUGUUUUUGUUUGUUUUUUGGGUCAUUUUCCUUUAAGCCAUCAUGUAACACGUUAUAUAAAUUCUUUGAAAUUUGCCUCUUUUUUUUUGUCAAGCAGAUAAUUGUAGAGAAUUUUAAAAAACACGUGCUGGUUGGAUAAACCUGUGACAUCUGGUUGUUGGGCAACCAUCUAAGUUUUAUAUUUGUAAAAAAAAAAAAACUUAUUUUAACAACUUUGAAUUUUUUAUGGGCUGUUCUCAUAUUGUACUCUGUGGAGAAUGAAGAGUUUUAUACAUAAUGGUGUAAAGUGAAAUGACGGCCCAGAUAUGAUGCACAAUAGUUAUUUUGCUAUUACAACAGAUGUCUUACUAAAUGCAGAGAUAUAAAUACGAGUUGCUCCAUAUAAUGUUCACUUACCUUUCUCUGACUAAUUACAAUGUUGUUGACAACUUGA